Messenger RNA from Corylus avellana, 1537 nucleotides. Its product is annotated as tobamovirus multiplication protein 3. NCBI's taxonomy places the organism in Eukaryota, Viridiplantae, Streptophyta, Magnoliopsida, Fagales, Betulaceae. The record is from RefSeq and is a predicted model, not a curated record.
CAUAAUCACCCUCGCUUCUCUUUUAUGCCGGCCUGCUUCGGACUCCCAAAUUACCCGAGAAUUUAAAAUAAGGAAAAAGAAGACGAUAAUCGGAUUUAAUUUCCUUUUCUUUUGUUCAAUUAAUCGGUGUGUUACUUUUCCCGGAGAAAAAGGUGGUGCCGGGGCGAAAUUUCGCCGUGAAAGUGAGGGAUCAUAAACGGUGAUGGUGCGCGGCGGAAGCGUAGCAGGACUACCGACAGCGGUGAUGGCGCACGGGCUCAAAGACGCCUCCAGUUGGUGGGAACAAAUUAACGAAUCUCGGGUCUGGCAGGAUCGAAUCUUUCACGUCCUCACUGCUCUCUACGGCGUCGUCGCCGCCGUUGCUCUUGUUCAACUGGUUCGAAUACAAUUGAGAGUGCCAGAGUAUGGAUGGACCACGCAGAAGGUCUUCCACUUUCUCAAUUUCUUGGUGAAUGGGGUUCGGUCAUUGGUUUUUGUGUUUCGUCGGGAGGUGCAGAAGAUACAACCAGAGAUUGUCCAACAUGUCUUGCUUGAUAUGCCAAGUCUUGCUUUCUUCACGACAUAUGCGCUUUUGGUUCUUUUCUGGGCAGAGAUUUACUAUCAGGCACGUGCUGCAUCUACAGAUGGACUUAGACCAAGUUUCUUUUCAGUUAAUGCAGUGGUUUAUGCUGUUCAGAUUGCUAUGUGGCUGAUAUUAUGGUGGAAGCCUAUACGAAUUGUGGUCAUCCUAUCAAAGAUGUUCUUUGCAGGUGUCUCUUUGUUUGCAGCCCUUGGGUUUCUCCUAUAUGGUGGAAGACUCUUCUUGAUGUUGCAGCGCUUCCCUGUAGAAUCCAAAGGACGACGUAAAAAGCUGCAAGAGGUUGGCUAUGUGACAACUAUAUGUUUUACAUGUUUCCUUGUUAGAUGCAUUAUGAUGUGUUUUAAUGCAUUUGAUAAAGCAGCAAACCUUGAUGUUUUGGAUCAUCCUGUUCUAAACUUAAUAUAUUAUGUGUCGGUGGAGAUAAUACCUUCUUCUUUGGUCCUUUUCAUUCUGAGGAAGUUGCCUCCAAAACGUGGGAUCACUCAAUAUCACCCUAUUCGCUAAGAGGAUUGAAGAUCAACAGAUGAUGAAAAACAGAGCUAGAGAAAGGGGAGUAAUGGAUGAGUCAACUUUUGAGAUAUGCUUAUCUAGCCUCUAAAAAGAACAAGAGCUCUAUUUAAAAAAAAAAAAAAAAAAAUAUGUGCUUGCUCCUCUGGGGGUUGUAGAUUUGUUGAAAAGAAUUUCUAAAGAUAGUGAAAUAUGUUGCGACUCUGUUAGACAUUUAGUGUCAUGAUCUUUGCUUUGUAUGUCUCAACUCUCGACAUCGUGUAAUCAGUGUUCUUUUUGGUUCCACGCGAUACAACUUUGUGAGCAUCCAUGCAUGCUAUGAUUUUAAGGAAAAGAAAAGGAUGUGAGAAAAGAGAGCUUUCUCGUAUGCUUGAGGAUAAUGAAUUUGUGAAACUAGUGAAAAUGUGAUCUCUGCCAGAUUUUAUGAAAUUGUGUUAGAAUAUUGGUGAA